This is a messenger RNA of Raphanus sativus (radish), 1134 nucleotides long. Its product is annotated as F-box protein At3g49510-like. The record is from RefSeq and is a predicted model, not a curated record. The transcript has a single exon. Gene Ontology annotation, molecular function: protein binding. NCBI's taxonomy places the organism in Eukaryota, Viridiplantae, Streptophyta, Magnoliopsida, Brassicales, Brassicaceae. Bases 1 to 1134 code for a protein of 377 amino acids.
AUGACAAGAAUCUCUGAUCUUUCACAAGAUUUGAUAGAAGAGAUACUCUCUAGGGUUCCGUUAACGUCUCAGCGAGCGGUGCAAUCCACUUGCAAACAAUGGAACGCUUUAUAUAAAGAUGAAAGUUUUACAAAGAAGCACCUUGGUAAACAAGCUAACAAUGAUAUGGUGAUCAUGGUGCGUGAUUCUAGGGUUUGUUUAGUGAGCCUCGAUCUCCAGGGAGUCUUUAAGAAAAGACAAAGCUUAGUUGAGCUAUCCAAAAAGCUAAUAGGUCAACUUAACCAUAUCACGGUAUCUGAUGUCUAUCAUUGUGAUGGCUUAUUGUUUUGCCUUUCCAAAAACGAUAUCCCCUUGGUGUGGAACCCGUAUUCGGGACAAGUAAGGUGGAUCAAACCCAGAAGAAAAUUAAUCACCUCGGAUAGCUAUAGGUAUUGUAUGGGAUACGACAACAAGAACAACCACAAAAUCUUGAGGUUGUUGCAUAGUUGCAGUACUGUUCAGUAUGAAAUAUACGAUUUUAAAUCUGAUUCAUGGAGGGUUCUUCAUCUCACUCCUGACUGGAUUAUACCAUAUAAGAGUCAGGGAGGCUUGUCUUUGAAAGGAAAUACUUACUUUGUCACUCAGAGAGUGAAAAAAGUAGAGAUGAGAGAAUCUUUAAUCUGUUUUGAUUUUACAAGUGAGAGAUUUAGACAUUGUCUUGAUCUGGAACUUAACUACCGUAAUGGAGACUCUGUCAUUCUAUCUGCUGUUAGAGAAGACCAGCUUGCAGUGUUAUUUCACCGCGUAUAUACAUAUGAGAUUGAGAUACGGAUUACAACAAAGAUUGAGGAGGCCAAUGAGGUGACAUGGAGAACUUUCUUAAAAGUUGAUGUGAAGCCGUUCGGGUUCAGUGGAAAGUUUUGGACGUUUAUUCGGUAUGGGAGUUUCUACGUCGACGAGAAAAAGAAAGUGGCAUUGAUUUGUGAUAAUCCCUUCAGCAAAGCUUACGUGAUUGGAGACGAUAAUUACUUCAAGGUAGUGGCUCUCGGGGAAUCUCCACUUUGGCAACAUGAGUGCUCUUAUGUUCCUAGUUCGGUGCAGAUUCAGAAAGCUCAAGUACAUGCAGGAGGCAAAAGGAAAGUGCGGGAUUAUUAG